AUGAGAACGCAAACUGGAAUUUCAUCAUCAACCAAGGAAAAAUCAUCGGUGAACAAUUCUAGGUGGGUGAAACAUUGUGAAGGAGUCUUUACAGGGAAUGGAACAUUUGGUGUUGUCUAUGAAGCAGUCUUGGAAGAGACUGGCGAGAAAGUUGCUGUAAAGAGAGUGAGGCAAGAUCCAAGAUUCCGAAAUCGAGAGCUGGCAAUCAUGAGAUUACUGAAUCAUCCAAAUAUUGUGCCACUCAAGCACUACGGAUUCUCUUCUGUGGCUGCUAGUCCGGGGAAGAUUUAUCUGAAUCUUGUGAUGGAAUUCCUUCCGGCAAAUCUCCAUCGGCUCAUCAAGUAUCAUGCAAGGAGACAGGAGUCGAUGUCGUUGCUGUCAGCCAAGGUCUAUAGCUGGCAAAUUUUAAGGGCCCUUGCUUAUCUACAUAGAAGAAAUAUUUGUCACAGAGACAUCAAACCUCAAAAUGUUUUGAUUGACCCAGAGACACACAAAGCUAAGUUGUGCGACUUUGGAAGCUCGAAGCGACUUCAGAGCGGCACAACGUCGAUCGCAUACAUCUGUUCGCGAUUCUACAGGUCUCCAGAGCUGAUCAUGGGGGCGACGGAGUACAGCACGUCCAUCGACAUGUGGUCCUUCGGAUGUGUGCUCGGAGAGAUGCUGAUAGGUCGACCUCUCUUCCCAGCUGAGAGCCAGGAGCAGCAAUUGAAAUCGAUCGCACAAGUGAUUGGAGUGCCCGACGGCUCCAUGCUCAAGAGCAUGAAGAGGCCGCGGACCUUCUUUCGCAGGCACUUGGACUCGUCGCAUCCUCUGCUCGUCUACAAGCCGGAGAAGCGUUUGAAUCCCUUGCAGUGUCUUGCUCACUCCUUCUUCGACGUCCUCCGAUCCCCCGACACUUGCUUACCAGGAAAGCGAAGUCUUCCCUCGCUCUUCGACUUCACUACUGAAGAAAUCCUAUGGGCGAGGUGA
Molecule: messenger RNA, 969 nt
Organism: Guillardia theta CCMP2712
Lineage: Eukaryota; Cryptophyceae; Pyrenomonadales; Geminigeraceae
Exons: 13
Coding region: 1-969 (322 amino acids)
Biological process (GO): signal transduction; protein phosphorylation
Cellular component (GO): cytoplasm
Molecular function (GO): ATP binding; protein serine/threonine kinase activity
Source: RefSeq, a predicted model, not a curated record